Molecule: messenger RNA, 1963 nt
Organism: Nycticebus coucang (slow loris)
Lineage: Eukaryota; Metazoa; Chordata; Mammalia; Primates; Lorisidae
Gene: IK
Product: IK cytokine
Exons: 20
Coding region: 127-1800 (557 amino acids)
Biological process (GO): mRNA splicing, via spliceosome
Cellular component (GO): nucleus
Source: RefSeq, a predicted model, not a curated record
GGCCGGAAGCGGAAAGGCUCGGAACGCAAAGCAGUGUGGGUUGAGUUCUGAGGUGCGCUGUAGGGAAAGGCUGGGCGCUGGUGUUUUUGGAGGCUCUGUUCUCGGCGUCGAAAGACCGCGGGCAAAAUGCCGGAGCGAGAUAGUGAGCCGUUUUCCAAUCCUUUGGCCCCAGAUGGCCAUGAUGUGGAUGAUCCUCACUCCUUCCACCAAUCAAAACUCACCAAUGAAGACUUCAGGAAACUCCUUAUGACGCCAAGGGCUGCACCUACUUCUGCACCACCUUCUAAGUCACGUCAUCAUGAGAUGCCAAGAGAAUACAAUGAGGAUGAAGAUCCAGCUGCAAGGAGGAGGAAAAAGAAAAGUUAUUAUGCCAAGUUGCGCCAACAAGAAAUUGAGAGAGAGAGAGAGCUAGCAGAGAAGUACCGGGACCGUGCCAAGGAACGUAGAGAUGGUGUGAACAAAGAUUAUGAGGAAACUGAGCUCAUCAGCACCACAGCUAACUACAGAGCUGUGGGCCCCACUGCUGAGGCGGACAAAUCAGCUGCAGAGAAGAGAAGACAAUUGAUCCAGGAGUCCAAAUUCUUGGGUGGUGAUAUGGAACACACUCAUUUGGUGAAAGGCUUGGAUUUUGCUUUGCUUCAAAAGGUACGAGCUGAGAUUGCCAGCAAAGAAAAAGAGGAAGAGGAACUGAUGGAAAAACCCCAGAAGGAAACCAAGAAAGAUGAAGAUCCUGAAAAUAAAAUUGAAUUUAAAACACGUCUGGGGCGCAAUGUUUACCGUAUGCUUUUCAAGAGCAAAGCAUAUGAGCGGAAUGAACUAUUCCUGCCAGGCCGCAUGGCCUAUGUGGUAGACCUGGAUGAUGAAUAUGCUGACACGGAUAUUCCCACCACUCUUAUCCGCAGCAAGGCUGAUUGUCCCACCAUGGAAGCCCAGACCACACUGACCACAAAUGACAUUGUCAUCAGCAAGCUCACCCAGAUCCUUUCAUACCUGAGGCAGGGUACCCGUAAUAAGAAGCUCAAGAAGAAGGAUAAAGGGAAAUUGGAAGAAAAGAAACCACCUGAAGCUGACAUGAACAUUUUUGAAGACAUUGGGGAUUAUGUUCCCUCCACAACCAAGACACCUAGGGACAAGGAGCGUGAGAGGUACCGGGAACGGGAGCGUGAUCGGGAGAGAGACAGAGACCGUGACCGAGAGCGGGAACGAGAACGGGAUAGGGAACGAGAACGAGAGCGGGAUAGAGAGAGAGAAGAGGAAAAGAAGAGGCACAGCUACUUUGAGAAGCCAAAAGUAGAUGAUGAGCCCAUGGAUGUUGACAAAGGACCUGGGUCAGCCAAGGAGUUGAUCAAGAGUAUCAAUGAAAAGUUUGCUGGGUCUGCUGGCUGGGAAGGCACUGAAUCGCUAAAGAAGCCAGAAGACAAAAAGCAGCUGGGAGACUUCUUUGGCAUGUCCAACAGUUAUGCAGAGUGCUACCCAGCCACGAUGGAUGACAUGGCUGUGGAUAGUGACGAGGAGGUGGAUUAUAGCAAAAUGGAUCAGGGUAACAAGAAGGGCCCCUUAGGCCGCUGGGACUUUGAUACCCAGGAGGAAUACAGUGAAUAUAUGAACAACAAGGAGGCCUUGCCUAAGGCUGCAUUCCAGUAUGGCAUCAAGAUGUCUGAAGGGCGGAAAACCAGGCGCUUCAAGGAAACCAAUGACAAGGCAGAGCUUGAUCGCCAGUGGAAGAAAAUUAGUGCAAUCAUUGAGAAGAGGAAGAAGAUGGAAGCUGAUGGGGUUGAAGUCAAAAGACCAAAAUACUGAUCUCCAGUUUAAUACUCAUUCUCCAAAGGGAGAAUUUCCACAAAGAUGUGCACCCCACUGCUUGCUUUCUACGAUUUCCAGAAAGGUUGCAAUACGUUUUUUGUGAAUGUACAUAAAAUUUUAUUGUAUAAUCAUUUGGUUCCAUUAAAAUUGGUUAACCUGC